GGCUGGACCGGCCCGACAGGCUGAGGUGGUCCUGAGGAUCGCUUCGGGGAGACGCAGGGUCCGAGCGCCCGAGGCUGUGAAUGUGAGGACCCGCCGAGGCUGCGGGAAUUGGUGAGCAAGGCUUCCGCUGUUUUGUCAGCCUUUCUGUCUUUGUAAAGCACUGUUGAUGGGACAAAGAAGUGGACGUCAGGAAACAAGCAAGAAACUAGAGAUGGCACUAACAGAGACUAUGAAGGCAGAAGCAAAAGUACAAAAUAAUGAAGAGGAUGCUGAAGAGCUGAAGGCCAAAGUCCAGAGGCUGACAUCAGUCUUUGGUGUGGCAGACUUAAAAAACGGACUCACUUCCUCUUUUUCUGUGCCUGCAGGAGCCAUUGGACUGUACAACGUUGGACACAGCUGCUGUCUGAACUCCCUGCUCCAAGUGUUCUUCAUGAAUAUACGUUUCACAAGGAUACUUCGAAGGAUCACGGUGCCACUAUAUGCUGAGCAGCAGCAGAAGAAUGUCCCAUACCAAAUGCUCCUGCUGUUGGAAGAGAUGCAAUGUGGCAAGCAGAAAGCUGUUUAUCCCAUAGCCCUGGCUUACUGUCUUUCAGCAUACAAAGUGAAAUUGUUUGUGCAGCAUGAUGCCGCUCAGCUCUUUCUGACCCUCUGGAACUUGAUAAAGAAGCAGAUGAAAAAGCCAGAGCUGGUUGAAGAGCUGAGUGAUUUGUACACUAUCUGUAUACAGGAGCACCUGGCCUGUCAGAAGUGCUCUUUUGAGGAAAAGAAGAACAGCAGCAUGUUAACCCUUCCACUCCCACUGCUGGAUUCCAAUUGCCGCAUGCUGAAGACUCUAAAGGACUGCCUGCAAUGCUUUUUCCAACCAGAAGAGCUGACUGAUCACAACAUGUGUUUCUGUGAGCAGUGUGGAAGAAAGACACCUUUUCUGCAGAGCAUGAAGCUAGUCCAUCUGCCACAGACCCUGACCAUACACCUGAAGCGUUUCUGCUUCGAAAAAGCAGCCCGCAUUCACAAGCUUAGUCACUACCUGCCAUUCCCGCAAGACCUUGAUUUCAAUGCAGUCUUGACAGAAAGUCAGUGCCAAGCAGAUGACAAUGAAAAGGCUGGCUGGCAGUAUGACCUUUUUGCUGUCAUUGCCCAUUCAGGAUCAAUUAGCUGUGGACACUAUUGUGCCUAUAUUCGAAGUCUCACAGAAUGUAAAUGGUAUUGCUUCAACGACUCUGAGGUUUGCCAGGUAUCGUGGGAUGAUGUGAAAUGCACCUAUGGACAUUCCAACCUCCACUGGGGAGAAACAGCCUAUCUCUUGGUUUACAUGAAAAAACAUCCACAGUGGCCUUAUCCAGGAGUAUGAGAAUGUCUCGUGAAGCUGUGCAUUGUCCAUGGAGAUCAGCACCUCUGUGCCAGUGCGGACGUGCACAAGUGUUCCACAAGAAAGACAUGGCGCAGUCAGUCAGUGACCCCUGCCUUCGCAUUUAUUUAUGGAAAAGUUAAUAGAGAGACUUAGCUAGAGAGAGGAUCUCAGAACUGUUGCAACUAGAAAGUUUUUCUUUCAUAUGUUUUUUGAUACUUACAUGAUUCUAUUUAUUAAUUUCCUCUUAAAAGAUAGUAAAGUUAGUCCUUGUCUCUUCUGA
Messenger RNA from Pezoporus occidentalis (night parrot), 1631 nucleotides. It is a transcript of the gene USP18, whose product is annotated as ubiquitin specific peptidase 18. Lineage: Eukaryota; Metazoa; Chordata; Aves; Psittaciformes; Psittacidae. Gene Ontology annotation, cellular component: nucleus; cytosol. The transcript is spliced from 11 exons. Bases 167 to 1351 code for a protein of 394 amino acids. Gene Ontology annotation, molecular function: cysteine-type deubiquitinase activity. Gene Ontology annotation, biological process: protein deubiquitination. The record is from RefSeq and is a predicted model, not a curated record.